Molecule: messenger RNA, 3332 nt
Organism: Epinephelus moara (kelp grouper)
Lineage: Eukaryota; Metazoa; Chordata; Actinopteri; Perciformes; Serranidae
Gene: kif3a
Product: kinesin family member 3A
Exons: 17
Coding region: 168-2282 (704 amino acids)
Biological process (GO): microtubule-based movement
Molecular function (GO): microtubule binding; microtubule motor activity; ATP binding
Source: RefSeq, a predicted model, not a curated record
AGUGUGACAGCGACCUGACAACAAGCUAUCGGAUGUGAGCCUCUGAUGAUAUGGGCACUGCGCUGGCAUUUAAAUUCUUCGGAUAACCUAGACUCAAAUGAGCAAAGCCUUACAAACAUUUCAUUGUCAUUAUACGUAUACUAUAAUCGUCUUUCUGCAUUCUCACUAUGCCGAGCAAUAAGCUUGAGAAACCUGACAAGCAGGAGGUCAAUGACAACGUGAAGGUGGUGGUGAGAUGUCGUCCCCUCAACCAGAAAGAGAAGAUGAUGGGCCACAAACAGGCCGUCGUUGUGGACGAGAUCCGUGGGACCAUAACAGUUAACAAACUGGAAACUCCACAUGAGCCUCCCAAGACAUUCACAUUUGACACUGUGUUUGGACCAGACAGCAAACAGCUGGAUGUCUACAACCUCACUGCCCGCCCCAUUAUUGACUCAGUAUUAGAGGGAUACAAUGGCACCAUUUUUGCAUAUGGGCAAACUGGCACAGGAAAAACAUUCACCAUGGAGGGUGUGAGAACAGUGCCAGAACUCAGAGGGAUAAUCCCAAACUCCUUUGCUCAUAUUUUUGGCCACAUUGCCAAGGCAGAGGGUGACACAAGGUUUUUGGUUCGUGUUUCGUACCUGGAGAUUUACAAUGAGGAAGUGCGAGACUUGUUGGGCAAGGACCAGAUGCAGAGGCUGGAGGUGAAAGAAAGACCAGAUGUUGGCGUGUAUAUCAAAGACCUCUCUGGUUACGUCGUGAACAAUGCUGACGACAUGGACCGGAUUAUGACGCUGGGACACAAAAACCGGUCUGUCGGUGCCACAAACAUGAAUGAACACAGCUCCCGUUCCCAUGCCAUCUUCACAAUCACCAUCGAGUGCAGCGAGAAGGGAGUGGAUGGAAACCAGCAUGUGCGCAUGGGAAAACUUCAUCUGGUCGAUCUUGCAGGCUCGGAGAGACAGGGCAAGACUGGAGCUACAGGUCAGCGUUUAAAAGAAGCAACAAAGAUCAAUCUCUCUCUCUCCACACUGGGUAACGUCAUCUCUGCCCUGGUGGACGGCAAGAGCACACACGUGCCCUACAGGAACUCUAAGCUGACGCGUCUGCUGCAGGAUUCACUCGGAGGAAACUCCAAGACCAUGAUGUGUGCAAAUAUAGGCCCUGCAGACUAUAACUAUGAUGAGACCAUCAGUACCCUGCGCUACGCUAACAGGGCUAAAAACAUCAAGAACAAAGCCAGGAUCAACGAAGAUCCUAAGGAUGCCCUUUUGCGCCAGUUUCAGAAAGAGAUUGAGGAGCUAAAGAAGAAACUGGUGGAAGGUGAAGAAAUCUCUGGCUCAGAGGGCAGUGGGUCAGAAGAGAUGGAUGAAGCUGAUGAUGAAGGAGGGGAGGCAGGAGAAGGCCGCAGGAGGAGAAGAGGGAGGAAGAAGGUUUCCCCGGACAAGAUGGUGGAGAUGCAGGCAAAGAUUGAAGAGGAAAGAAAGGCCUUGGAGGCCAAGCUGGACAUGGAGGAGGAGGAGAGGAACAAGGCCAGAGCAGAGCUGGAGAAGAGGGAGAAGGACCUUCUUAAAGCUCAACAGGAGCAUCACCUCCUUCUGGAGAAAUUGUCAGCCUUAGAGAAAAAGGUGAUCGUGGGUGGGGUGGACCUCUUGGCCAAGGCUGAGGAGCAGGAGAAGCUCUUGCAGGAGUCCAACAACGAACUAGAAGAACGUCGCAGGAGAGCGGAGCAGCUGCGUAAAGAGCUGGAGGAGAAAGAGCAAGAACGUCUGGACAUAGAAGAGAAGUACACUAGUCUGCAGGAGGAGGCUCAAGGAAAGACCAAGAAGCUGAAGAAAGUAUGGACCAUGCUGAUGGCUGCCAAAUCAGAGAUGGCAGAUCUGCAGCAAGAACAUCACAGAGAGAUUGAGGGACUCCUGGAAAACAUUCGCCAGCUGAGUCGCGAGCUGCGGCUUCAGAUGCUCAUCAUAGACAACUUUAUUCCCCAGGAAUACCAGGAGAUGAUAGAGAAUUACGUGCACUGGAAUGAGGACAUUGGAGAAUGGCAGCUGAAAUGUGUGGCAUAUACUGGCAACAAUAUGAGAAAACAGACCCCUGCUCCAGACAAAAAAGAAAAAGAUCCUUUUGAGGUGGAUCUGUCCCAUGUGUAUCUGGCCUACACAGAGGAGAGCAUGCGGCAGUCUCUGAUGAAACUAGAGAGACCCCGAACCUCUAAAAGUGGCAAGAGCGGUCGACCCAAGACUGGGCGAAGGAAAAGAUCUGCAAAGCCAGACGCUGUGAUCGAAUCCCUCCUGCAGUGAAGACAGCACAGAGGAGAGCUUGCUGUCACUGCAACUUACAUGUUACUUUAGGAAAUAGGUCAUUAGGCGAGAAUUUAUUGUUAAACAUUAUUUAAAAGAUUAUCUGAAUACACUGUAUAGCUGGUAACGUUUUAAAUGUGAAUGAGCUGCACCUAUGACAGGAUCAAGACCUCUUGGCCACGGGGACCUGUUAUUUGUAAUAUAGUGACAGACCUCUCUGUGGGUGUCCAACAUUUUCAUGUCGCUCGGGAACGCGUUUCGGUGGCAGCAGCUUCUGUUUAAAUUAAGCUCUUUUACCUCUAGCAUUAAGGAGGAACUCACCAUAAACACAUUUCACUUGCAACAUCACUGGUUUUGAAAAUGACCAACAAUCUGAAAGAAGAUGUUGAAAACAGAAUUGUGGACAUGAACUAUAAAGUGCAUUCGUUUCCUCUGAAACUUGUUGAGUGUAUUUUAACACACUAAGUGUUUUGUGAUUUCUGUAUGACUGAUUUCCUGUGAGACACUGAGUCUGAUUAAAGGGUCCGUGCUGAUAUGAAUACACUAUAAUUGAAUUCUAAUUGAAAUUAAAGCCAGUGAUUCUGCUCUGAGCACAAGCUGUAACCCUUAGUGCUUCUUCCCAUUGAAAACAAGAGAUCAUCAACAUGGAGAGAGUCGAAGAUAAAGACUAAUGUGGCAGGAACAAGGAAAGGAGGGUAUGUAGAAUCAUGUAUGAAACUGAAAAGUGCAUUUCAUAAUUUUUGCUGUAGGUCAGACACAUAGGGGCGUGCAUGCCAGCCGGCUUUUAUGUUAGUGCCAUUUGCUAAUCUGAGCAAGUUGUCUUUUUAUUCAAAUGUGAGAUCCCUUUGUGUUAUGUGGAAAUACACUAUACAUACUGUAUGCCUUAGUCUGAUGCACUAGUGUGAGCUUUUUGUGGAGAGAAUUUGAUUUCAUGAUCUGUAGUGGAGGCAAACUGACUUUUAUUUUGUACCAUAAUGUAUGUCAAAUGUUUACGUCCACCAAACCCCCUGGAUAUUUUAUUUAUUAAAUUAUUUUACACGUUUUAUCUCA